CGAAGGUAUGGCUCAGAUCUGGUGUUGCUGUGGCUGUGGUGUAGAAUGCAGCUGCAACUCCAAUUCAGCCCCUGACCUGGGAACUUCCAUAUGCUGCAGGUGUGGCCCUAAAAAAUUCAAGCUUUGUUAACUGAAACUAAAGACGGCUUUCUGAACGAGAAGUGGCUUCAGUAGUGGAUCAGUGCUGGAGAGCACUUUUGAGGAAUGGGAGUGGGUGUCCAUGCAGCUUGCAGGUUUGGAAUUACGGGUGAAUACUGUAAAUUUGGAGACUGAUCCAUGGGUCUGCAGGAGGCCGAGGAGCAAAAUUCAGGCUGCAGCAAGAAGCUUUCAAAGACUUUCAGAGCAAGGUUGAGUGGGGAAAAUUCAGUUUCACAUUAUAGUGAGGCAUUUAGAAACAGAAGUGCUUCUCUGAGAUUCACGCUUGUGGCAAACAGCUGUGGUCGGGAGGCAGCAGAAUUGGCACUAAGUUUUUACAGCAUGUAAAGUAAAGGGUUUUUGUUUAAGGUGGGACAGGAGACAGUGAGUUUCCUACCUGUUAGAAAUGAGUGACAUGAAGAGACGUACGAAAAGUAAAAUUUAUGGCCCCUGGGGUGCUGGCAUCAGCUGUGUUUUGCGAUUCCCAUAGUCACCUCAAAUGUGUGUCAUAGACCUUGAUUCGGAGGUUUGUUUUCACUGCAAAUGCCAUGAGUAACGGCAAAAUCUGUGCUCAGUAGGAGCAGAGGAAGGCACUUAUCAACCCACGUGAGCAGUUUUAGGAGAAAAAUGAUCUUUAAUUAUUAAUCAAAGUUAGAACCUAGUCAAAUUUAGUGUUACCUAAGCCUUCACAGUGACCCUUUUAGUGAAAAAAUGAGAUUCACAUUUUCGUCCUGAAUACACCUCUUCUGUUAGCCUUCCUAGCAACGCAUCUGAAUGUCCAAGCGAUUUGCUGCCGUUUUCCCUUACAGGAGACUCAUCUCCUAAAGACACACUGACGUUUCUUACUCCACAUUGUCCCUUCUUAAAGAGAGUGAUUCUGUUUUAAAAAUUUCUACUGUGGUAACUUGCUGAAUGGGGUUUUUGGCAAGAUGGUCUGGCAGUGGCACGAAGGAACGAUUGGGAGGUGGGAAGGCUGGAAGGUGGAAAUGCAGCCAGGCUCCCGCUGUCAUGACCAGUGGCCUGAGGAGAUGAGGGCUUGCUCUGAGUUGGGAUCAUGCAAGGGAGAGAAAAGGAUAAAACUGACCAUGUCCUGACUGGUAGGAUGUAAAGAGUCCAAAAAUGACACCUUGACAAAAUCUGAACAGUGAGGAUGAUGGAAGAAGUUGGAGGAAACACGUUUGUGAUGUUGGGCUAAAGCCACUUGCCAUCCUAGAUUAUUGAUAGGAGAGUUCGAAGCCGUUUACUAAGGUAAAGGCAUGAUAAAGUGUGCUCUGUUAUUGUGCUAUAGAGAAGCUAUUGCUUAACUGGGGUUAAUGCCCGUUUUCACCCCCUUUCCUCUGAGGUCACCGGGUUUAAGCUGGCGGAAACCCUGGAUGGACCUGGCUCUGCCAUGGUUGUACCUUCCCAGAGCCCCCACUCCUGAUUUUCCUUUCUCCUCUUUGCUCAGGCUUCUGUGGUUUAGCAGGAUGUUUUGUUUUUUUCUCAGUAUACAUUAUAACUGCCAUCUUCUCUCCACGUUUCUGUUAUAUUUCUGUUGCAGGCAGCAGGCCUUCGUUUAUCUGUCCCGGCCCCCGUUACCUUCCUCCACAGAUUUUUUACCUUCACAUCUCAGCGUAUUCCUGACAGUGAGCCCCUACUUUGGUGGAUCCAGGUCUCAGAUCCUUGGGACGAUGGGCAGAUAGCAGCCAAAAGGACUCUGACACCACCUGUCAAACGAUCGUGUGAAGAGAGGGUCAAAGAUGUAAACGGACCUCUUUCACAGGACAGUAGGAUUGGGCCAGUGCUAGGCUUCAGACCAGGCUGACCUGCCUGCAGGCUUCAGACAGUUUCCAUCAUGCCAGAUGUGUGGAUGGGGAGCAGAGGAGAAGACACUGAAAAGGAAUCUGUAGGUCGAACAGAUCAGUGUGCACGCGUGGUCUUGUGUGAUCUAUCCUGACAGCCUGGCCCACGCUGAUCUCCUUGGUUGAUUGCAGUGGGUUCGCUCCAUUAGAAGUUUGUGAGAAAUAGCAGUUACGUGGCAUUAGCUCUGUGCUUUAAGAUUCUUGGCUUAAUGAAUGCUAAAUACGGCUGCAGCUGGAAAUGCAUACGAAGUUAUUACCUUGUUGAGUCCUUGCGUAUUUCUCCCAGGUCUUUUUGGAGGUUCAGGGAGAUGUUCUACUGACCAGAAUGUCCCUGUUGUUGGGAGGGAUUAACAGAGCCAGAAAAUAUCCCUUCCUUGGUGCAUCCCAGCACAGAGCCCUGGCUCCAGGCGAUCUGUGUUCAAUUAUGGUUAAAAUGUUAAAUUAGCUGAAAGAGAGUUUUUCUGGUUACUUGAGUCUGCCUUUUGGACUCCAUUAAUUGUUUGCUCAUUAAGUCAUUUACAGUAACCCUUUCCAGCCAGUCCUGAUAAUCAGCUUUUAGGCACCUUUCUGCUCUGUGAUAUUCCUCAUUCAGGCUUUCUCAGACGGGCAGCCCUGGUAAAGAAUCCACACACAUCAGGGGCUCAGUAGGGAAUGAAGGGGGGAUGGAAGGAGAUGUUUGUGCCUUAUUUGAUGGCAAAUCCUGUUUUCCUUUCCUGCCGCAACGGGGAACAUUGCAUUUGUACUUCAGAUCUAAAUUUUAUUGUACACCCAGAAAAAGCUCUUUCUUUUAAAAUAAUUGUCGUUUUAAAAUAGCAAUGUCUCCUUCCAAAGAAGAUCUAUUUUUUUUUUUUUGGUUCAGCAGGAUUUUUGUUUUUAUAUAAAUUUAGUGUUAUCUUAGAUUUUAUAUUUUCUAAAAGCGAUGUUUUAGAACAAAGAAUGUUUUGAAUGCAGUGUCACCCUCAACCCAAGUCUUGGUGAACUGGAGAAAUGCAUGCGACGUUGGGAGUUUAUUUCCACAUCUUCAGUUAACUUUGGGCUAUUCCAAGACUAAAUCCUCUGCUCGUCCCUGUGAGCAUGGGAUGGACCCGUUACGUAGCCUUCUUGUGUUUUUAAAGGAGAAGCAGUGUGUGGCAUGGGGAAGGAUCUGUCUGCACGCACGGCAUCGCACAGGGACAGUCUGCUGCUUUCUUGCAAGGCGAGCCUGGGAGCUUUCGUCACCAGGAGUUUUCGGUGAGGACCUUCACUCCAGCCUCUACUUUGUCAAUGCAUCUCUGCAAGAGGUAGUGUUUGCGAGCACCACGGGGACCCUGGUGCCCUGCCCGGCUGCAGGCAUCCCUCCUGUGUCUCUCAGAUGGUACCUGGCGACGGGCGAGGAGAUCUACGAUGUCCCCGGGAUCCGCCACGUCCACCCCAACGGCACUCUCCAGAUUUUCCCCUUCCCUCCUUCGAGCUUUAGUACCUUAAUCCAUGACAAUACUUACUAUUGCACAGCUGAAAAUCCUUCAGGGAAAAUUAGAAGUCAGGAUGUCCACAUCAAGGCUGUUUUACGGGAGCCCUAUACAGUCCGUGUGGAGGACCAGAAAACCAUGAGAGGCAAUGUCGCGGUCUUCAAGUGCAUUAUCCCCUCGUCGGUGGAGGCGUACGUCAGCGUCGUCUCGUGGGAGAAAGACACCGUCUCACUCAUCUCAGGAUCUAGAUUUCUCAUCACAUCCACGGGAGCCUUGUAUAUUAAAGAUGUACAGAAUGAAGAUGGAUUGUAUAACUACCGCUGCAUCACGCGGCACAGAUACACCGGGGAGACAAGGCAGAGCAACAGCGCGAGACUUUUUGUAUCAGACCCAGCGAACUCAGCCCCAUCCAUACUGGAUGGGUUCGAUCAUCGCAAAGCCAUGGCAGGGCAGCGUGUGGAGCUGCCUUGCAAAGCGCUUGGGCACCCUGAGCCCGAUUACCGCUGGCUGAAGGACAACAUGCCCCUGGAACUUUCUGGAAGGUUCCAGAAAACCGUGACGGGGCUGCUUAUUGAGAACACUCGUCCAUCGGACUCAGGCAGCUACGUGUGUGAAGUGUCCAACAGAUACGGAACCGCUAAGGUGAUAGGCCGCCUGUACGUGAAACAGCCGCUGAAAGCUACCAUCAGCCCCAGGAAGGUUAAAAGCAGUGUGGGCAGCCAAGUCUCCUUGUCCUGCAGCGUGACAGGAAGUGAGGACCAGGAGCUCUCCUGGUACCGAAACGGUGAAAUCCUCAACCCUGGGAAGAACGUGAGGAUCACGGGGCUCAACCGUGAGAAGCUUAUAAUGGAUCACAUGGUCAGAAGCGACGGGGGCGCGUACCAGUGCUUCGUGCGCAAGGACAAGCUCUCCGCUCAAGACUACGUGCAGGUGGUCCUUGAAGAUGGAACUCCCAAAAUUAUUUCUGCCUUUAGUGAAAAAGUGGUGAGUCCAGCUGAGCCGGUUUCCCUCAUGUGCAACGUGAAGGGGACGCCACUGCCCACCAUCACCUGGACCCUGGACGACGACCCCAUCCUCAAGGGCGGCAGCCACCGCAUCAGCCAGAUGAUCACGUCCGAGGGCAACGUGGUCAGCUACCUGAACAUCUCCAGCUCUCAGGUCCGGGACGGGGGCGUCUACCGCUGCACUGCCAACAACUCGGCGGGAGUCGUCCUGUACCAGGCUCGAAUAAACGUAAGAGGGCCUGCAAGCAUUCGACCAAUGAAAAAUAUCACAGCAAUAGCAGGGCGGGACACGUACAUCCACUGUCGUGUGAUUGGCUACCCGUAUUACUCCAUCAAAUGGUACAAGAACUCUAACCUGCUUCCUUUCAACCACCGCCAAGUGGCUUUCGAGAACAAUGGAACCCUGAAGCUCUCGGAUGUGCAGAAGGAGGUUGAUGAGGGGGAGUACACGUGCAACGUGCUGGUUCAACCCCAGCUCUCCACCAGCCAGAGUGUCCACGUGACAGUCAAAGUCCCACCUUUUAUCCAACCCUUUGAGUUUCCGAGAUUCUCCAUCGGACAGCGGGUCUUCAUCCCGUGUGUUGUGGUCUCAGGGGACUUGCCCAUCACCAUCACCUGGCAGAAGGACGGCCGGCCGAUCCCCGCGAGCCUCGGGGUGACCAUCGACAACAUCGACUUCACGAGCUCCCUAAGGAUUUCCAACCUCUCCCUGAUGCACAACGGGAAUUACACCUGCAUAGCCCGGAAUGAGGCCGCAGCGGUGGAGCACCAGAGCCAGCUAAUCGUGAGAGUUCCUCCCAAGUUUGUGGUUCAGCCACGGGACCAGGAUGGGAUUUACGGCAAGGCUGUCAUCCUCAAUUGCUCAGCCGAGGGUUAUCCUGUACCUACCAUCGUGUGGAAAUUCUCCAAAGGUGCUGGGGUUCCCCAGUUCCAACCCAGCCUGAAUGGCCGAAUUCAGGUCCUCAGCAACGGGUCUCUGUUGAUCAAGCACGUGGUGGAAGAAGACAGCGGCUACUACCUGUGCAAGGUCAGCAACGAUGUGGGCGCGGACGUCAGCAAGUCCAUGUACCUCACGGUGAAAAUUCCUGCGAUGAUCACGUCCUAUCCGAACACCACCCUGGCCACUCAGGGUCAGAAGAAGGAAAUGAGCUGCACGGCCCACGGCGAGAAGCCCAUCAUCGUCCGCUGGGAGAAGGAAGACCGCAUCAUUAACCCCGAGAUGGCCCGUUACCUCGUGUCCACCAAGGAGGUGGGAGAGGAGGUGAUCUCUACGCUGCAGAUUUUGCCAACGGUAAGAGAAGAUUCUGGCUUCUUCUCCUGUCACGCUAUCAAUUCUUACGGGGAGGACCGUGGAAUAAUUCAGCUCACGGUGCAAGAGCCCCCAGACCCUCCCGAGAUUGAGAUCAAAGACGUGAAAGCCCGCACCAUCACGCUGCGCUGGACCAUGGGUUUUGACGGGAAUAGCCCCAUCACCGGCUACGAUAUUGAAUGCAAAAAUAAAUCAGACUCCUGGGAUUCUGCUCAGAGAACCAAAGAUGUUUCCCCUCAGCUGAACUCGGCCACCAUCAUUGAUAUCCACCCUUCCUCCACCUACAGCAUCCGCAUGUACGCCAAGAACCGGAUUGGCAAGAGCGAGCCCAGCAACGAGCUGUCCAUCACCGCGGACGAGGCAGCUCCCGAUGGCCCACCGCAGGAAGUCCACCUGGAGCCCGUAUCAUCUCAGAGCAUCAGGGUCACCUGGAAGGCUCCCAAGAAGCACCUGCAAAACGGGAUUAUCCGCGGCUACCAAAUAGGCUACCGGGAGUACAGCACCGGGGGCAACUUCCAGUUCAACAUCAUCAGCAUCGACACCACGGGCGACAGCGAGAUCUACACCCUGGACAACCUGAACAAGUUCACCCAGUACGGCCUGGUGGUGCAGGCCUGCAACCGCGCCGGGACGGGACCUUCUUCUCAGGAAAUCAUCACCACCACCCUCGAGGACGUGCCCAGUUCCCCUCCCGAAAAUGUCCAAGCCAUAGCAACGUCACCAGAAAGCAUCUCAAUAUCCUGGUCCACCCUUUCCAAGGAAGCCUUGAAUGGAAUUCUCCAGGGGUUCAGAGUCAUUUACUGGGCCAACCUCAUGGACGGAGAGCUGGGCGAGAUCAAAAACGUCACCACCACGCAGCCCUCCCUGGAGCUGGACGGGCUGGAGAAGUACACCAACUACAGCAUCCAGGUGCUGGCCUUUACCCGGGCUGGAGACGGCGUGCGAAGCGAGCAGAUCUUCACCCGGACCAAAGAGGAUGUUCCAGGUCCUCCGGCCGGAGUCAAGGCGGCCGCGGCCUCAGCCUCCAUGGUCUUCGUGUCCUGGCUGCCGCCCCUCAAGCUCAACGGCAUCAUCCGGAAGUACACUGUCUUCUGCUCCCACCCCUACCCCACAGUGAUCAGCGAGUUUGAAGCCUCUCCUGACUCAUUUUCCUACAGAAUUCCCAACCUGAGUCGGAAUCGUCAGUACAGCGUCUGGGUGGUGGCCGUGACAUCGGCUGGGAGAGGCAACAGCAGUGAAAUCAUCACGGUGGAACCGUUAGCCAAAGCUCCUGCACGAAUCCUGACCUUCAGUGGCACAGUGACCACUCCCUGGAUGAAAGACAUCGCCUUGCCUUGCAAAGCCGUCGGGGACCCUUCUCCUGCGGUAAAAUGGAUGAAAGACAGUAACGGGACCCCCAGCCUCGUGAUGAUUGACGGGCGGAGGAGCAUCCUCAGCAACGGCAGCUUCGUCAUCCGCACGGUGAAGGCGGAGGACUCCGGCUACUACAGCUGCAUCGCCAACAACAACUGGGGGUCGGACGAGAUCAUCUUAAAUUUGCAAGUACAAGUUCCGCCAGAUCAGCCUCGGCUUACAGUUUCCAAGACCACUUCCUCUUCCAUCACCCUCUCCUGGCUCCCUGGUGACAACGGAGGCAGUUCCAUCAGAGGCUACAUCUUGCAGUACUCCGAGGAUAACAGUGAGCAGUGGGGGAGUUUCCCCAUCAGCCCAAGCGAGCGCUCUUACCGCCUUGAAAACCUGAAAUGUGGUACCUGGUACAAGUUCACUCUGACUGCACAGAACGGCGUGGGGCCCGGGCGCAUAAGUGAAAUCAUAGAGGCGAAAACCUUAGGAAAAGAGCCCCAGUUCUCCAAAGAGCAGGAGCUCUUCGCCAGCAUCAACACCACGCGCGUGCGGCUCAACCUCGUCGGCUGGAACGACGGCGGCUGCCCCAUCACCUCCUUCACGCUGGAGUACAGGCCCUUCGGGACCACGGUCUGGACCACGGCCCAGCGGACCUCCCUCUCCAAGUCCUACAUCCUGUACGACCUGCAGGAGGCCACGUGGUACGAGCUGCAGAUGAGGGUGUGCAACAGCGCCGGCUGCGCCGAGAAGCAGGCCAACUUCGCCACGCUCAACUACGACGGCAGUACAAUCCCCCCACUCAUUAAGUCAGUUGUCCAAAGCGAUGAGGGGCUGACCACCAACGAGGGCCUUAAGAUGCUGGUGACCAUCUCCUGUAUCCUGGUGGGCGUCCUGCUGCUGUUCGUGCUGCUGCUGGUGGUCCGGAGGAGGAGGAGGGAGCAGAGGCUGAAGAGGCUCAGAGAUGCAAAGAGUUUAGCUGAAAUGCUCAUGAGUAAGAAUACCCGGACUUCGGAUACCUUGAGCAAGCAACAGCAGACUCUGAGAAUGCACAUCGACAUACCCAGAGCUCAGCUUUUGAUUGAAGAGAGAGACACAAUGGAGACCAUUGACGAUCGCUCCACGGUGCUGUUGACGGAUGCGGACUUCGGAGAAGCAGCGAAACAAAAGUCCCUGACGGUGACGCACACGGUCCAUUACCAAUCAGUGUCGCAGGCCACUGGGCCCUUGGUGGAUGUUUCGGACGCCCGACCAGGAACAAAUCCCACCACCAGGAGGAACGCCAAGGCCGGGCCCGCGGCGAGAAACCGGUACGCCAGCCAAUGGACGCUCAACAGACCCCACCCCACCGUGUCAACUCACACCCUCACCACGGACUGGAGGCUGCCCACGCCCCGGGCCGCGGGGUCGAUGGACAAAGAGAGCGACAGUUACAGCGUCAGCCCCUCACAAGACACAGAUCGAGCGCGAAGCAGCAUGGUGUCCACAGAAAGUGCCUCCUCCACGUACGAAGAACUGGCCAGGGCCUACGAGCACGCCAAGAUGGAGGAGCAGCUGAGACACGCCAAGUUCACCAUCACCGAGUGCUUCAUAUCCGACACAUCCUCCGAACAGUUGACGGCAGGGACUAACGAGUACACAGACAGCCUGACCUCCAGCACCCCUUCCGAGUCGGGGAUCUGCAGGUUCACCGCGUCUCCCCCCAAACCUCAGGAUGGAGGCCGAGUGAUGAACAUGGCAGUGCAGGCACAUCGGCCAGGCGACCUCAUACACUUGCCUCCAUACCUUCGAAUGGACUUCUUGUUAAACCGAAGCGGUCCAGCCACCAGCAGGGACCUGAGUUUAGGGCAGGCGUGCUUGGAGCCUCAGAAAAGUCGGACCCGGAAACGCCCCACGGUCCUCGAGCCCAUCCCCAUGGAGGCCGCCUCCUCCACGUCCUCCACGAGGGAGGGACAGCAGUGGCAGCAGGGGGCCGUGGCCACAUUACCUCAGCGAGAAGGGGCGGAGCUGGGCCAGGCGGCCAAAAUGAGCAGCUCCCAGGAAUCCCUGCUGGACUCUCGGGGCCAUUUGAAAGGCAACAAUCCCUACGCAAAAUCCUACACCCUGGUAUAACAAACAGCAUGACUGGACAGCAGUUGUAAAUACAAUUUAAAAAUUCAAUCAAAGCUACCUUUUUUUUACGGAAUUCCAAUAUUUAUAAUGAAAGAAAAUUGCCAAAAUAUAUUAAAAAAAAAAAAAGAAAAUACUGAAAAAACCACAGACAGUGCAAAGACUCUCCUGCUUUUUUCUGUCUGAGUGUAAGCUCCAUCUGCCUGGGCAUCUGAUUUUUUGGGAAAGAAGUCCAGUUUUAUGAUCUUCACAGGCUAUUGCAUUUUUACUGAUUUUCUACGAAGUGCAUGGGGAAACUCAUUCAGCCUUCCGACUGGAAGUUCUGUCACACGAGAUUCAAGAAAGAAAACAGGAAAAAAAAAAAAAA
Sus scrofa (pig) is the source of this 9554-nucleotide messenger RNA. It is a transcript of the gene DSCAM, whose product is annotated as DS cell adhesion molecule. The record is from RefSeq and is a predicted model, not a curated record. NCBI's taxonomy places the organism in Eukaryota, Metazoa, Chordata, Mammalia, Artiodactyla, Suidae. Gene Ontology annotation, biological process: cell-cell adhesion. Gene Ontology annotation, molecular function: protein binding.